GCUUGUGUUUUUCCCAUGUUGGAUCAUCUCACUGACACCCAAACUAACAUGUACGAAUGAAGGCUUCCGAUGAGAAGUUUGAACAACCCAUUCAACUUCUAGAUGCAUUUUAUGAGUCUAAGUAGUGAAACAAGAGUGUUAGUUCCACUCAGCAGAGUAACAAGUUUAGGCAAAGCGCCUAACUCUUCAAACAUUUCAAAGGUGUAUUGGUAGCUACAGCUUUUCUGUUUCUUCCACUUACAAUAUGCUGUUAUAGUGAUUAUUUCUUAAUGCCUCAUAAAGGUGAGAAAAACUUCCAAAUGCAAUUUGGCUGCACUUAAAGGCUCAGCAUUCAAGGAACAUAGUUUGUUUUUACUUAUCUUUAAAAAUAUUUUCAGAUAUUUUUAUCCCUUUUACACUUUUGGUAUUGAUGGAACUUGGUUCCUUCUUUCCAUGAAUUGGAGGUAAGGCACCUAGCUAAUUGUCUGUCCUUCAGAGCCUACAUGGUAAUGGAUUUUUUUCUUGGACAGAUUCUGCUUCUGAUUUAUUGUGAAAUUAGGUUCGAUUAGGGCUGUAGGAAAAACUUUGGUUAACAAAAUUUUGUCAGAGGUUCUCCAUUCUGCCAAAUUCAGAACAGCCUUUGGUUAUAUGAUACAGAAAAAUAAACCUAGCACAUCCCUGAGUAUUUUUUUCCUUUCAUUUCCAUGACCAUUUGCUCUUUUGUGUGCUUGGCAACUGAAAUUUGUGUGUAUUCCUUUUGUAAUAAAGUACUUUCAGUAGUAUGGAAGACAGGCUUACAAGCUAUGUCUCUGGAAAGAAAAGAAGGGAAAAGAUACUGUGUGGUAUACUACUUCAGGUUACAUGUUGACUAGUGCUUUGAAAUACAGUUGUCCUGUGCUCACUGGGAAAGAUUUUUGCUGAACAGUAUGCAACAAUAAAAAAAAUUCAAGAGCUAAAAAUACAGGAUUACUACAUGCUUUGACCUGUGGUCAGGGACUUGGCAGGAAUAGCUUUGUAUUGUUUGUUUAAGGUUUGUUUGAAGAGAGCAAUUAUAGGAUGAUCAUUAAAAAUAUUGAUAUACUAUUUUUCAGGAGCAGAGGAUUAAAAACACACCUUGAAGAAAGAGGAGAAUAUAUAAAAAACUGGCGGCCAAGAUAUUUCCUGCUAAAGACAGAUGGCUCUUUCAUAGGCUAUAAGGAGAAGCCCCAGGAUGUGGAUCUGCCAUAUCCACUCAACAACUUUUCAGUGGCAAAAUGUCAGCUAAUGAAAACAGAGCGACCAAAGCCAAACACGUUUAUUAUCAGAUGUCUUCAGUGGACCACUGUCAUAGAGAGGACGUUCCAUGUAGACACGCCAGAGGAACGGGAAGAAUGGACAGAAGCAAUCCAGGCUGUAGCAGACAGACUUCAGAGGCAAGAAGAGGAGAGGAUGAACUGUAGUCCAACUUCACAGAUAGACAAUAUAGGAGAAGAAGAGAUGGAUGCUUCAACAACCCAUCAUAAAAGAAAGACAAUGAAUGAUUUUGACUAUUUAAAACUACUGGGGAAAGGCACAUUUGGCAAAGUUAUCCUUGUCCGAGAGAAGGCUAGUGGGAAAUACUAUGCUAUGAAGAUUUUGAAAAAAGAAGUCAUUAUUGCAAAGGAUGAAGUAGCUCAUACGCUUACAGAAAGCAGAGUGUUGAAAAAUACGAGACACCCUUUUUUAACUUCCUUGAAAUAUUCCUUCCAGACAAAGGAUCGUUUGUGUUUUGUGAUGGAGUAUGUUAAUGGAGGAGAACUGUUUUUCCAUUUGUCGAGAGAGCGGGUGUUCUCAGAGGACCGCACACGCUUCUAUGGUGCAGAAAUUGUCUCUGCCCUGGACUAUCUGCAUUCUGGGAAGAUUGUGUACCGUGAUCUCAAGUUAGAAAAUCUAAUGUUGGAUAAAGAUGGACACAUAAAAAUUACAGAUUUUGGACUUUGCAAAGAAGGAAUCACAGACGCAGCAACUAUGAAAACAUUCUGUGGUACUCCAGAAUACCUGGCACCCGAGGUGUUGGAAGAUAAUGACUAUGGUCGUGCAGUGGACUGGUGGGGAUUAGGAGUUGUCAUGUAUGAGAUGAUGUGUGGAAGACUACCAUUCUACAACCAAGAUCAUGAGAAACUAUUUGAACUGAUACUAAUGGAGGACAUAAAAUUUCCUCGAACUCUGUCUGCAGAUGCAAAAUCAUUACUAUCAGGCCUACUGAUAAAGGAUCCAAAUAAGCGACUUGGUGGAGGCCCAGAUGAUGCAAAAGAAAUCAUGCGUCAUAGUUUCUUUGCUGGAGUAAACUGGCAAGAUGUGUAUGAUAAGAAGCUUGUACCUCCUUUUAAACCUCAAGUGACAUCGGAGACAGACACCAGGUAUUUUGAUGAAGAAUUUACAGCUCAGACUAUUACAAUAACACCGCCUGAAAAAUAUGACGAGGAUGGUAUGGACUGCAUGGACAAUGAGAGGCGGCCGCAUUUCCCCCAGUUUUCCUACUCUGCAAGUGGACGAGAAUAACUUUUUUGUUCUGCUGCUUCACUGUCAUCUUAGGUUUAUCACUGAAAAUGGUUCCUGAACAUCACCACCAGUACUAGAGACUAUUUAAGAUAGCAGGGGCACUUUCAGAGACCAUUCCAAAUUGAACAAGUUGCUUUCCCAAACCUACCUAAAAUCCAUUUUGGUUUGCAUGAAAUAGGAGAAUUUCUCUACUACGCUCUCCCGCUGUUGCUGCUGCCCACAGUCUCAGUAUAAUAGCAACGUCAAGAAGUUACUAACAGUUUCUCUGAAAGUAGAUGACUUGGCUUCAGCAAUGUACACCUUGUGCACAAGUAGUCAUCUAUUUCUCCUCACAGUGGAAGCUAAACAAAAAACAUGUUGGUCCAGCUUAUCUUCUUCGAGAAGAUGUAUAAAAAAUGUAAUAGUCUAAAGAGACUAGUCUAUAACCUUUCCUUGCAUCUGUUUGUGCUGGUUAGAACAAGGCAACAUAGGGGUGGUGAUGUACAUAUGCAAGGUUUUUGUUAGGCAUAUCAUUACUUGAAGCAGGUCUCUGUCAUUAACAUCUGGCUGGAAUUUGUUUGGGGAAUGUUUGCGAGAAGGACUUAAACUGUUGAUAUAUAUAAAUAUAUAUAUAUAUAUUAUUUUUUAAUUACUGUUGGAUACUACAGAAGAAGCAGAAGGGCUGGGCUCACCCGGCCUGCCACUUAGAACUUCCAGGUUCAUGUGCAAUCAUGGAGAAUCAAACAUUAUACAUGCAAGAAAUGAAGGCAUAAAAGCAGCAGUUUAAGGGGUCUUAUAAUUUGCACCAGAUAACAUCUUUCUCAUGCUUUUCUUUUUCUUUCGUGAUAUA
Molecule: messenger RNA, 3328 nt
Organism: Pezoporus flaviventris
Lineage: Eukaryota; Metazoa; Chordata; Aves; Psittaciformes; Psittacidae
Gene: AKT3
Product: AKT serine/threonine kinase 3
Exons: 14
Coding region: 1036-2499 (487 amino acids)
Biological process (GO): protein phosphorylation
Molecular function (GO): protein serine/threonine kinase activity; ATP binding
Source: RefSeq, a predicted model, not a curated record